AUGUUGCUCGCCGAGGAUCCCGCGACUCUCAUCCGUCACACGAUUGACAACUUCAACAUCCACCCCGACAAGCUCGCCGUGUCCCGCGUCGGCGAGUCCCUGUCGACGCUGCAGCAGGCGCGCGAGCUGCGCCUCCGCGACGCCGAGUCGUCGCUCAAGAAGCUCGCGCGGCAGCUCGGCGCGCUCUCGCAGCGGCACACCGAGCUCGUCGCGACGCACGACGCCGCCGACCACGCGUCCGCCAUCACCUCGCUCGACAGCCACAAGUUCCGCACCGCAAAGGCGGCGAGCGACGCCGAGGCCGAGGCGGAGCGCACGGCGCUGCAGGCCGCCGACCUCGCGCAGCGGCUGCAGGAGCUGGAGCUGCAGGGGGUCGAGGGCAGCGAGGAGGCCGGCGCGCGGAGGCGUGACUUUGUGGACGACGAGGUGCUGCUCAGGCUCAAGGUGUACCGCAGCCUGGGCAUCGACAUCGAGAGGGACGAAAAGGACGGGGAGUGGGCGCGCGCGGUGAUUCGGAAUGAUCGAAAAGGGGACGUGCAUGUGGUGAAUAUGGAGAAGAAGUUUUCGCGCUACUUUUACGCCAAUUACUUUUGGAAGACGCUGUGA
Molecule: messenger RNA, 606 nt
Organism: Akanthomyces muscarius
Lineage: Eukaryota; Fungi; Ascomycota; Sordariomycetes; Hypocreales; Cordycipitaceae
Exons: 2
Coding region: 1-606 (201 amino acids)
Source: RefSeq, a predicted model, not a curated record